AGAGAGAUAGAGAGGGAGAGAGAGAGAGAGAUGGGGGUGUGUUUUGGUAGUCCCAACUUCCCUACUCCUAGCUAUGCUGGUCAUCCCAAAUCUGGAGCGAAGUGGAAAAUCACCACUUCAUCAUCUUCUGCAGCCAGCAAUAGCCAUAACUUGUCGGCUGCCCGCACUACUUCAUCAUCUCCUGCAGCCAGCAAUAGCCAUGACUUGCUGGCUGCCCGUGAUAAAAGGGCCUUCGGAGAUAGAAAGAUUGUGGCAGACCCCAGCUUGACCGUCUUCAGUUUCGCAGAGUUAAAAGAGGCGACUAAAAAUUUUCCAGCAGAAGCGCUGCUCGGAGAGGGAGGAUUUGGUCGUGUCUAUAAAGGAAUGCUUCAUGGGAAGCAACAGUCUGGAAGUAAAGAGACUAUAAUAGCUGUGAAAAUAUUAAAGCCGGCUGGUGCUCAAGGGUAUAGACAGUGGCGGGUAAGAACUAAGUCGUCUUCAAUUCCUUUCUCGGAAUACAAAUACUUUGCUUUGUCAAUUACAAAAAUGAAACAACCCAAAUGCAUGAUGGAACUGAUGGGAGCUUGUUGUCAUGCCCAACUCAGCUGGGUCGAUAAACAUCCUCGUGAAAAUAGCAGUGGCAGAAUUACUGGACAACAUGAAUUUAUAUGACUAUAUAGACGCAAAUCCAUAUGUAUUUGAAGUUGAUUAUCCCAGGAUUUCUAUAAGUGGUGGCCUGGCCUUUUAAUUUUCUUUCCGAAAGGGCCCUUGUGGAUA
Molecule: messenger RNA, 756 nt
Organism: Eucalyptus grandis
Lineage: Eukaryota; Viridiplantae; Streptophyta; Magnoliopsida; Myrtales; Myrtaceae
Product: probable serine/threonine-protein kinase PIX13
Exons: 2
Coding region: 31-651 (206 amino acids)
Molecular function (GO): ATP binding
Source: RefSeq, a predicted model, not a curated record